Molecule: messenger RNA, 2051 nt
Organism: Spinacia oleracea (spinach)
Lineage: Eukaryota; Viridiplantae; Streptophyta; Magnoliopsida; Caryophyllales; Amaranthaceae
Product: phytoene synthase 2, chloroplastic-like
Exons: 7
Coding region: 472-1728 (418 amino acids)
Biological process (GO): biosynthetic process
Molecular function (GO): squalene synthase [NAD(P)H] activity; geranylgeranyl diphosphate synthase activity
Source: RefSeq, a predicted model, not a curated record
UUCAACUGGCAUUUUAGUGUGGUGGAGAGAGAAGAGAGGUGGAGCACUCUGUUCACGUAACUGAUAACCCCUCUGCUUCAUUUCGCCCACUUGAAAAACCCAGAAAGUAAUAAAUACUACGGAGUACUAUAAAAACUUUUACAUUGUUCACUUUAUAACCCAAACUUUCACUUUACCCAUAAAUCAAAAUUUAAAUUUCAGGAAGAAAAUCAAAAUCAAAAUCAAAACCAAAACCAAAAUCAAAGUGGGUCUGAAUCAAGAACAAAAAGCGAAAUUAACCCAGGAAUUUAUGUGGGUAUUUUUUCAGAAAUUUGUCGAUAUUAUUUAAUCCCCCAUUGGAGAUAAAAAAAAGAAAGUUGAAAAGAGAUUGCUUUUUUAAGGAUUGAUAAAUUAAUUGGAAAAGACUGUGCAUGUGAAAAGGGAGGAGAAUAUACAAAGUAACUUGAUUUGAUAAGAAGAGGAAGAAACAUAAUGCCUCUUACUUUGUUAUGGGUAGUGUCCCCAAGCACAGAGGUGUGUAGUGGUUUUGGGGUCACUGAAUCAUUGGUUAGCCGGUCGACUUCGAAUGGGAGGUCUAAGAGGAUGUCUAAGAAACAAGAGAGUUGGAAUUCUUGGACAUUUAACGUUGCAAGACAUCAAAAGAGGACUGGAUUCCCCGUGCUUUCGAGUAUGGUUGCUAAUCCGACAGGAGAGAUGGCGGUUUUGUCAUCUGAGCAAAGGGUGUAUGAUGUGGUAUUGAAGCAGGCGGCUUUGGUAAAUAGGGAGUUGAGCUCGCGUGAUGAUCUUGAUCUUGAUGUGAAGCCAGAUAUUGCUGUUCCUGGGACUCUUAGCUUGCUUACUGAGGCUUAUGAUCGGUGUAGUGAAGUUUGUGCUGAGUAUGCCAAGACGUUUUACUUGGGAACUCAGCUUAUGACCCCUGCGAAGCGAAAAGCCAUUUGGGCUAUAUAUGUGUGGUGUAGGAGGACUGAUGAGCUUGUUGAUGGGCCAAAUGCUUCACAUAUAACACCUACUGCUUUGGACAGGUGGGAGGCAAGGUUGGAAGACCUUUUCAGAGGCCGCCCCUUUGAUAUGCUCGAUGCUGCCUUAUCUAACACUGUUACUAAGUUUCCUAUUGAUAUCCAGCCAUUCAAAGAUAUGAUUGAAGGAAUGCGAACGGAUCUUAGAAAGUCUAGAUACAAGAACUUCGACGAGUUGUACCUAUAUUGUUACUAUGUUGCUGGUACUGUUGGAUUAAUGAGUGUUCCUGUUAUGGGUAUAGCACCCGAAUCAAAGGCGUCAACAGAAAGUGUCUACAAUGCUGCAUUAGCUUUAGGGAUUGCGAAUCAGCUCACUAAUAUACUUAGAGAUGUUGGAGAAGAUGCACGGAGAGGCCGAGUUUAUUUGCCACAAGAUGAAUUGGCACAGGCAGGUCUUUCAGAUGAAGAUAUAUUUGCAGGAAGAGUUACAGAAAAAUGGAGGACUUUCAUGAAGAAACAGAUCAAGAGAGCCAGGAUGUUCUUUGAUCAAGCAGAGAACGGAGUUUCAGAACUUAGUUCAGCUAGCAGAUGGCCGGUGUGGGCAUCAUUGCUUCUGUAUCGUCAGAUACUGGACGAAAUCGAAGCUAAUGAUUACAACAGCUUCACAAAGAGAGCUUAUGUUAGCAAAAGCAAGAAGCUGCUAGCCUUACCAAUUGCUUAUGCAAGGUCCAUUGUUCCACCUCGAUCAACUACGAACCUUGUAAAGGUGUAGAGUUGAAGCAAACAAGUGGAGCAUUAACCAGAGUAGCACUAGUGGGAUUACAAUGUAAAGCUUAAGAUGUGUAUAUAUACUGAAAAUACCUAUAUUCCUAAUGCUAUCUAUAAUUCUUUAGAAGCGGUACUAGCAAACUUGACACAUUUUUGUUCGAAACCAUUGUCAAGUUUGUACUCAAAAUCUUGUGGUAGAAUAGAAAGGACAUCGACAACAGUUUUGUGGGUUGCUCUAUAAAUUUGUAACAAAGAAUCCGAUGGAUGAACCCGUGUCGUAGGCAUUAUGAAAUCAAAUCAAAAGAUGAGAAAAGAAAGUUCACUUCA